This is a messenger RNA of Scophthalmus maximus (turbot), 2717 nucleotides long. Its product is annotated as pre-mRNA-processing factor 39. The record is from RefSeq and is a predicted model, not a curated record. Gene Ontology annotation, biological process: mRNA 5'-splice site recognition; RNA processing. The transcript has 15 exons. Gene Ontology annotation, cellular component: U2-type prespliceosome; U1 snRNP; commitment complex. Lineage: Eukaryota; Metazoa; Chordata; Actinopteri; Pleuronectiformes; Scophthalmidae. Gene Ontology annotation, molecular function: protein binding. The coding region runs from base 80 to 2263 and encodes 727 amino acids.
CACAUUUUCCGUCGUUGGUGCACUUUCAACCAACGUCCUUUUGUCGCGUCCGAAUGACGUCAGCGAGACGUUUUCCAUCAUGGCGGCGGAAGGCGGUGAGGAGUUGAGCGGCAACGGGGAGCUCGAAGUGUCUUCAGCCAUGGAGUCCUCUGAGGUUCCUCCACCGCCUCCAAUUGAGAUGGCUGAGAUGUUGGAAGAGAACGGCAGUCCCGCCGCUGCCCCUGAAGCUCCUGUGGACCCCGACCCAUCUUCCUUCUCCAUGCCUCUGGUUGCAGAGGACGAGGAGGGGGAGCUGCCUGCUGACUUUGAGCGCCUGUGGAAGGCUGCCCAUGACAACCCUCAAGACUUCACCAGCUGGACCGACCUGCUACAAUACUGCGAGCAAGAGAGUCACAUGACAGCGUCACGCAGAGCGCUGGUGGCCUUCCUCAUUCGUUACCCGCUCUGUUACGGCUACUGGAAGAAAUUUGCUGAUCUGGAGCGCCGCGCAGGCUACAACGACAAAGCAGAGGAGGUGUGUGUCCAGGGUCUCCAGGCAAUCCCUCUGAGUGUAGAUCUGUGGAUCCACUACGUCAAUCUGUUGCUGGGAACAUUGGACAUGAACCUGCCCGAGUCGCCAAAGAGGAUUCGCCGUGUGUUUGAGGAUGCGGUUGCGGCAGCAGGUCUGGACUUCCACUCAGACCGCCUUUGGGAUCUGUAUGUUGAGUGGGAGAAGGAACAGGGGAACAUGCAGAACGCGACCGCCGUCCUCGACAGAGUCCUCAAAGUCCCCACUCAACUCUACAACACCCACUAUGACAAGUUCAAGGAGCACCUGAACAGCCAUGAGCCCAAAGAGGUGCUUCCCCCGGAGGAGUACGAGGAGCUGAGGACGUUGUGCCGUCAGAGCCAGAAGGCAGAGCGUGCCGAACAGGCCCAGGAGGAGGUGGAGGAGAGGCCGCCGGGCGAGGAACAGCCAGCCACACCUGAGGGCACAGAUUCAGAGGAGCUGAUGCAGAAGAUCCGGGAACAAGUCCUGGUUCGCAGGGAUAAAGUUUAUCAGGACAACGAGGGAGAAGUCCGCCAGAGAUGGAACUUUGAAGAUGCUAUCAAGCGGCCCUACUUCCACGUCAAGUCACUGGACCGCCUGCAGCUGCGAUCCUGGCACUCUUACCUGGACUGGGAGGUCGCUCAGCUGAACAAGGACACCAAAGAACCCGACCAAGAUCUGGACCAGGCAGCCACAGAGGGGUCAGAGGUCACAGCUCAGCCCCAUGGAGUGUCAGAGGAGGUGGCGGUUGCCCGUGAUGACCACAGUGUUCGCAUCCUCUUUGAGCGUUGCUUGAUCGCUUGCGCUCUGUAUGAGGAGUUUUGGACCAGAUACAUUCAGUACCUGGAGCCGCAGAGUGUGGACGAGGCUCGAGCGGUUUACAGACGAGCCUGUGAGGUCCACCUGACUUACAAACCCAACAUCCACAUGCAGUGGGCCACCUUCGAGGAGAGGCACGGUGAUUUAACCGAGGCUCGGCGAGUGCUGGAGGCACUGGAGAAGAAUCUGCCGGGGCUGGCAGUGGUCCGUCUCCGCCGGGCGGCUCUGGAGAGACGAGCGGGCAACCUGGACCAAUCAGAGGCCUUGCUGCAGGAGGCGGUGGCUGCAUCCAAAGAGAAGCCCACGUUGCACGCGUUCUACUCCAUCAAGCUGGCUCGCCUGCUGCUGAAACUGGGCAGGGACCCGAGCAGAGCGCGCAGAGUUUUACAGGAGGCGCUGGAGAUCAGUCCGGACAACGAUAAACUGCAUGUGAACCUGUUGGAGCUGGAGGUGUCAGGGGACCCCUGGGCCUCAGCGGAGGCGGUGCAGGAGUGUGUGACACGAGCUCUGGCAGCUCCUCUCGCUCCACACACCAAGAUCCUGUUCUCACAGAGAGGCCUGCAGUUUGCCGAGGACUACAGCAACUCCAUCCAGAGCGUGCUGUCUGUCUACGAGGAGCACCAGAAACUGUUGAGGGAGCACGGUGGAACAAAGAGAGAAGCAGAAAACGGUGACGAGGAUUCAGAGAAACUCAGCAAAAGCGAGGACGGCUCUGCUGUUGCCGUGUCCGGGCAAGUCCCACCCACCAUGCCGCAUGUCCCCAUCACAACGCCCCCUCCUCCUGUGACGGGCACCGACGCGAGCGCGCAGGCCGGCUACGGAGGAUACGGCAACUGGUACCAGCAAUCACAGUACGGUGGCUACGGCUACCAGAACACCUGGAACUACAACCAGGGCUACUAUCCCCCCAGCUAAAGAGAGCAGCGGCAAUUGUAGCGCCUAAAGGCCACAGGAAGCAGGUUUGACCCAGGAUGGCGUCUCACCUGGACAACAAACUGAAGCAACCUUUCCUCUCCGUCCUUCCUCUGAGAGUCCUGGAUUUGUAAACAAAAUAAGGGGCUGGAGUUGAGCUCUCUCAAAAAAAACAAAAAACAUGUCGUGUCAUUUCAGUGUUGAGUCUGAGAGACUGAUGAGAAGACGAUGAAAGGAAACAGUGACAUUCAUUUUCAGUAGAUCUAUCUCUCUGCAUUUUAAUCAGAACUAUUUUUGUAUUUGUUUGCAAGGCAACCCCUUUGCUCAUGUUUUAAAGUGACACAGUUUGUCCACAAACUUUACAGGUGAUGUAUGAUCGACAUUUUGUACCAUUCCACAUCAUAGGCCAUUUGUUUUGUUUUUUCUAAUGUAUAUAAAGUUGUUUUAUAGUGUGUCA